GUUCUGCAGGCUAGUGCCAGGCUGUCGAACAUAAUCGGAGAUAGUAUUCUAUAGUUUUUACCGAAUGGACGAUUGAAGAACAGAAAAGGAAGAUGGCUACCGCUGCGAAACAUCAAGAUAUGCCGCCAGAAGGUGGUUACAAUCCAAUAAAUUAUGCCAGAAUCCCCGCUAAGAAGUAUUUCAGUGGGUCUACGAUGAUUUUGGGAUAUUUGGCAGUCACAGCAGUUUCUGGUUAUGUGUACUACCUUACUUGGAAGAAGGUUAGGCAAGAUCAGAUUGAAAUGAGAAGUGCCAGGCUUGCGUUACAACCACUACUUACAGCAGAGAGGGACAGAGAGUUUUUGAAUCAGUUACGUCGCAAUCGUGAUGAAGAGGCUAAGCUGAUGGCCAAUGUACCAGGUUGGGAAGUUGGCACAUGGUAUGGAGAGCCAGUGUACAAAACUCUUCCUCCCGAUACACUGGUUACACCUUACAUAUAUGAAUUUUAUGCUCACGCUUCUGAUAGUGAAUUCAAACGAAGAACAACACUUGUGUUAUGGUCAUAAGUGUUUCUGCCCAAGUAUGAAUCAGCAGACUACACUUGUCGAUUUAACAUUAUAAAUAGUAGAUAUGCUUGUAUUAUUAAGUUCAGAUUAUGUUACAGCUGUAUGUAUGUAUUUUGCUAAUAAUAAAAAACCGUAGUGAUAAUUAUA
Molecule: messenger RNA, 692 nt
Organism: Cryptotermes secundus
Lineage: Eukaryota; Metazoa; Arthropoda; Insecta; Blattodea; Kalotermitidae
Gene: ND-B16.6
Product: NADH dehydrogenase [ubiquinone] 1 alpha subcomplex subunit 13
Exons: 3
Coding region: 93-545 (150 amino acids)
Source: RefSeq, a predicted model, not a curated record